Nicotiana tabacum (common tobacco) is the source of this 9031-nucleotide messenger RNA. The record is from RefSeq and is a predicted model, not a curated record. Lineage: Eukaryota; Viridiplantae; Streptophyta; Magnoliopsida; Solanales; Solanaceae.
GCCAUAUUCCAUCUUUCAAAGAUAAGCUAUUGUCCUCUGAAUUAAUGAUGGACAUAAACCUAAUAAACCAAGAAAUUCCCUCAUCUCCUACUAAACCAAAUAUCCAACAACCUCAUGGGUCUGAUCAAGAAGACCUAAUGCUACUAGAUACUCCUUCUUCCAGUGCAAAACAAUAAACCACCACCAUCUCCUUAGCUAAAGGAAUAAAAGAAAUCACCCUAACAUCGGAAGACAGAAGUAGAAUGUAUACACCAUGGAAAUAUUCUGUGAUUGUUAAAUUGGUAGGAAAGAGAAUUCCACACCAAUAUCUAAAAGAAAAAAAUCACAAAGCUAUGGAAACCCACUGAUCCAUUUCCCCUAAUUGAUUUGGGCCAUGAUUUUUUCAUUAUCAAAUUUUUCAAAGAAGAAAACAUGACUAUAGCACUCCAGAGUGGUCCAUGGUUUAUCAAUGGAUAUUUUCUAUCAACAAGGCAGUGGGAACCAAAUUUUGUGGCAGGAAAAGCAAAACAAAUUCACACGGCAAUAUGGGUUCGCCUACCACAACUACCCACAGAAUUCUACGAUGGAUUAAUCCUGAAAAAGAUUGGAAAUUCUAUAGGAAGGCUACUCAAAAUUGAUGCAUGCACCAGUUCCACCCUUAGAGGCCGAUAUACACGCCUUUGUGUGGAACUACCACUAGAUCAACAUGUCCAACAGUGUAUACUAAUUGGAUCUCAUCUCCAACAGCUUGUCUAUGAAGGAAUUAAUUUCCUCUGCAAGCUACCUUGGUCAUACAGUUACCUCAUGCACAAUUACUUCACCAAGGACAGGAAAUUUGCAAGAUCCUAUCGCCCAGGAACAAGGCAAGGAAACUAACAACUCAAUUACAUCUCCCUCACCAGAGGACCAAUGGCAAGUGGUGUCUUUCAUCAGGCGAAGAAACCAAAGAACAAGGGAUUCUGUUGAGAAUAAAUAAAAAAAUUCUCCGCCAAAAAUUAUUGCACCAGGUAACAGUAUAGAUGUAAAAAUCUAUGAUGCAGCAACAGGUAAGUAUCUCAACUCUCAAAAACUAGUAUAUAAAGCUUUAAAUACUCCUACAUCUUCUACCAUUAAUGAACCUAAUAAUGUUAAAAAGAGACUUCCUCCCACAAAAAAGGAAGAAGGUUUAAUGCCUAUCUAUAAUAAAUUUGAUUCCCUCAAUACUCCAAAAUUUUCAGCCAUUAAUAGUGUAAAUCCAAACUCCUCCUCCAAUUUUGAUCAAAUUCUUCCGUUAAGUCCAAAGUACCCCAUGGACCCCACUAACCAAGCCACUCCUAUGGAUACAAGUGGCAACCCCAAGCCAUGCAAGCAAAACCCUAAUCCACUUGACAGCUCAAACCUCUCUUCCUACACGCAUAAUACCUCCUUCCCCUCAAAAUCUCUAGAACUCGUUCAACACUUGGCAGAGGCCUCUGGCCAAAUGGCAACUCCAAACAUUUCACCAAUCACAAAUAAUCUUCUUCUCCAAUCUUCCCUUUCCCCCUUGCAUGCAAAAUCUUCAUCAUUAGAUUUGCAAUCAUUUGCACCAGUUUUUUACUCUUCUACCACCCAUAUAACUCACCCUCCCCAACACAGUAUUCGAACACAGUCUUCUCCUCCAAUAUCAUCUACUCCAACAACUCAUAAUCUAUAAGGCAAUGGACAAUCUCCCCCCUUUCCACCUCAAAUCCCAUUCCACUCACCAACCUUCGUCUCUCAACUUCUGAAUCCCCACCAAGAUCCCCAAAGCUGGAUAGAACAAGGCUUCCUAGGCCAUGCAGCCUCCUUUCCGAUGAUAAUCAAUGGCCAGGAAGUAUGGAUUAUUCUUCAGAAUCCGAACUUUCUAGAAUAAUUAAUUUCGGAAGGCAUGGCCCUAGCAAUGAGGAACUACAUCAACCACAUCUGGCUAGCCAAUGUCCUAGAUCCAUUAGCCCCAACCAUCACACCUGCAUUGCUUCACAACAUGCAAGCAAGUGGAACCUAUCGCACCACUUCAAUCCACCCAACAACAUGGAGCUACUGUAUCAACUCCCCUUCUUCACCCCGGUCAACCAAGUAACCAACCAUCCAAUCUUCUACCCUUGGUAUCCUAUCCCUCAGCAUCACCCGAUCCCCAUGGACUUCCACCACCACCAACAACCUCCCUUUCGAACAAGAUCAAGAAGAUCCAGAGAUACCCGAAGAACCGAUAGAGGAAGUAAUAGCUCCACCGGUUAGGGGAUCGUUCACCGAGAUUUCAAGCCUCAGAGAAGCAACUCUCAUGCUAUUUCAAGAACUGGAAGACAUAAAAUACAUUCUCAGGUGUCCAGUGGCGCUUUACAAAUGCUCAAUCGACAUUCGCCUUCCCAUUCUUCAAGCAACGGGGAAUUUUGCUGCGGUUCUAAGUACCUCCCUAAGACAGGUCAAUUACCUCCUUCACCAAGGAGCAGGGAACAGUCACCACAACCCAAAUCACCUAUCAAUGAAUAGCCCAAUGAGUUUAGUUGUAUGGAAUAUACGUGGGGCUAACAAUGAUGAAUUUAAAAGGAAUUUCAGGGAACUGUUGCAUACACACAACCCAUGCAUGAUUGCCUUUCUGGAAACAAAAAUGGUAGAUCAUACACCCUUUAGGGAUGAGUUUCACUUCUCUAACAUGUUAGAGGUCCCAGCAGUAGGCCAUGCGGGUGAUAUUGUAGUGCUAUGGUAUGGAAAUUUAGCCACACUGAACCUUGUUAGCAGAUCCCACCAUGAAAUUCAUGCCAUGCUUCAGGUAUCUCUCGUCCAAUCUCCCUGCCUUAUUAGUAUUCUAUAUGCUAGUACAUGUCUAAAUAUGCGAAAAGACCUUUGGAAUAGCCUUUGUAAUAUAGCUGACAACUAUCAGGGACCAUGGUUAGUUGGAGGGGAUUUUAAUGAAAUCCUAUCCCAAAAUGAAAAGUGGGGUGGCAGACCUCUUAACUCUAAUCGGGCUUCACAGCUUUGGUCUUGCAUAAAUUAUUGUAAUUUAUUAGAUCUUGGUUUUAAAGGGGCUAAAUACACUUGGACUAAUUGUCAUAUUAAUUCGGGAGGUCUUAUCUUAGAGCGGUUAAAUAGAUACCUCGCUAACACCUUAUGGAUUAACCAAUACCCUAAUGCUCUCGUCACCUACCUCCCGAGAACCCACUCAGACCAUGCCCCAACUCUUCUCCAAUUUAAAGGAAAAGAGCCUCCUCACAGCAAAAACUAUUUAUGCUCGAAACUUACUGGUGCUAUAGUACGGAGUUUGAAAAUAUUGUUAAAAACUCGUGGCAAAAUAGACACCUCCUUGAAGCCACAGAAUCUUUUCAACAUAAUGUUGUUCUCUGGGCAAAAGACACUUUCGGGGGCUCUAAUAAAAAGAAAAGAAGAAUCCUUGCAAGGCUGAGAGGAAUCCAAUCAUCCAUAAAUUACCCAUACAAUCACUUCUUACACCUCCUUGAAAAGGACCUAAUAUCUGAAUACAACAGUAUUCUUAAAAUUGAGGAAGACUAUUGGAAAAUACAUUCCCGUUUAAACUGGCUUAACGAUGGGGACACCAAUAUAAAAUUCUUCCAUCUAAGUGUCGUCAAUCGUAGAAGGAAAAAUACUAUCUCAUAUUUUAAAGACAAUGAAGGUAACUGGAUCCAUGAUCCAGCCCAAAUUCUAGUCCAUACAUUCUAAUAUUUCCAAAAGGCCUUUCAAACGGACCACAUAGAUACUCCUAUAAAAAAUAUUUAAAAUUCACAAACGCCCUUAUAACUUAGAUCUCUCCUCAUUAGAUUACCCAUUAUGGGACUACGAAGUCUCUCGAGCAAUUUUUUCCUUCAAACCUUUUAUGGCCCCAGGCACGGAUGGUAUUCACCUCUUUUUUUAUUAAAAAUAUUGGCAUAUAGUUAAGAAUCUGGUUCUAUCAUUUUGUCAUAAAAUUUUCAAGGACCUUUCCAUUCCAACAACACUCAAUUCUACUUAUAUCUGUCUCAUCCCUAUGUUUCACAAUGCUAAUAAUCUAAAAAACUCCCGACCUAUCGGUCUCUGUAACACCAUCUAUAAGGUAGUUACAAAAAUUAUAGUGAAUAGAAUCAAGCCCUUCCUCGAUAAAUUAAUUGGCCCAUGUCAAUCUACUUCCUAAAGGGCCGAAGAACUUGUGAUAACGCCAUCAUGAUUCAAGAAAUCAUAAACCACUUCCAAAAAUAAGGGGUCAACAAGGAAAUGUUCUCCUUAAAAUUGAUUUGGAAAAAGCUUUCGGCCGUCUUGAAUGGUCAUUCAUUUACCGGGCUUUACUUUUCUUUAAAUUUCCCCCUCGCAUCACUAAACUUAUUAUGAGUUGCGUUAGCACUUCCAGAAUUGCCAUCUUAGUCAAUGGCUCCAAAACAGAAUUCUUCCAUCCCUCAAGAGGCAUUCGUCAAGGCAAUCCAAUGUCUCCCUAUCUCUUUAUCCUAUGCAUGGAAUUACUGUCAAAAUAUAUUAACCACCAAGUCAACAUCGGACUCUGGGACCCGAUAAAACUCAAUCCCACUGGCCCUCCCAUCUCUCACUUGUUCUAUGCGGACGACUUAACACUCUCUGCCAAUGUUAACUCAAAGUCCAUCCACACAAUCAAACAUAGCCUCACAUUCUUCUCCCAACUUUCGGGCCAAAAAAUCAACAAUUCUAAAUCAAAAAUUAUCUUUUCACGAAAUUGUGAUGCCCAUACAAAGAAUCAGUUUGCCAAUAUUUUGGACAUCCGACCCAGUGAUAACUUUGGAAAAUAUGGGUUUCCCAAUUCUCACUCAAAAACCCAAAGCAUCUGAUGUGCACUACAUCAUUGAUCACAUGAACACAAAACUUGCCAGUUGGAAAACAAACUUCAUUUCAAUUGCAGAAAGAACAACCCUCACUAGAUCAACUCUAAACGCUAUCCCGAACCAUGUAAUGCAAUAUAUCACGCUCCCUGCAUCCACUCUAAAGUGAAUUGACAAAAUCCAAAGAGAUUUUAUCUGGGGUACCACCACUCAAAAACGGAAAAUUCACUAUAUCAAAUGGUCCACAAUCACUCAGCCGAAACAUGCUGGGGGUCUGGGACUCAGGAAAGCAGUAGAUAAAAAUAUGGUAUCCCUAGCUAGCCUCUCCUGGCGACUAUUCAACAAUCCUAGUUCUCUAUGGGCCUCCACUCUUAUUUCUAAAUACAGCCAUAAAAGAAACCACAUCUCCAAUUCAUUCAUCUAGAAUAACAUCAUAACAGGCUGUAAAAUCUGUAAUCAAGGCCUACAUUGGAUAGUGGGCCCAGGUAAAAUUAACUGUUGGACCUCUGCAUGGAUCCUAGGGCUCCCACCAUUAAAUUCAAUCAUCCAGGGACCAAUCAACUACAAUGACCAAAAACUCAAAGUCAAAGACCUCUGGGGAAUAAACUCUUGGGAUCUCAUAAAACUAUCAUUUACUCUGCCCACAGAAAUAAAAAACAAAAUCCUUUCCAUAAAUCUGGACUCCUUCACCAGUGCUAGGGACAUACCCACAUGGGCCCACACCUCCAAUGGUAUCUUUUCCUCCAGCUCUAUAUACAAGUUAAUCUCACCGCCACUUCCCAACAGUUUUAAAUUCCAAUGGAUCUAGAAACUCAACACGCUCCAUAAGGUUAAAUACUUCCUGUGGCAAUGUUCCUACAAUCAUCUUCCUACUCAUAGUUAUUUGCAUCAAAUCGGACUAAACAUCAACACCCCUCUGUCCUAUAUGUAGAGCAGCGGAGGAGUCACUUAUUCACAUUUUCUUCAAAUGCCCCAUAGCCACCAAAUUUUGGAGCGACGCUCAACUCAACCUUCCUCCCUUUCAACAGAGCCCCGAUCAUUGGCUCACUACCUUAAAGAUUUGCACAAAACUUUGGAUCAAUGGGAUAUCUCUUGGGAUAUGUUCUUUCCAUUAGCUAUAUGGUCUCUGUGGCUAAAUCUUAAUAAUAACUCUUUCAACAAUAAAUGCAAACAGAUAUCGCUAGAAAUAGUACUAGUACGUUGCAAAGAGUUUAUGUAUUAUACCAAUUCGUCAAACCAUGUUCCUCCGUCUAUUAUCAUCUCGAUCAAAUGGCUCCCCCCAACACACCCCUCCUUAAAACUUAACAUUGAUGGGGCCUUCAAAGGAAAAUAUAGAAAAGGGGGCAUCAGGGGAAUCUUCAUAAAUCGCCGUGGGGAUUGGAUUUUGGGUUACCACAAUUCUGCCAUAGCCUAUACCCCUGCCUACAUGGAACUCUUAGCCCUCAAAACUGGUCUUCAACUAGCUUUUGACAAAAAAUUUAUUAAUCUUGAAAUUGAGACCGAUGCAACAGAUGUAAUUUCUUUGCUCAAUAAUGAUACUUGUUCUAUUUACUGUAACUUGGUUAUUGAGUGCAGGUCACUACUGAAGAAAUUGCAGAAUCUGAAUCUGCCGAUCCGGCAUAGCUUCAGUGAAGGGAACAAGAUUGCGCACUUUUUGGCCACUCAAGGAUCCAAGCAAACAAGUAGUUCCACUCUCUAUCUGAUGAAACAACCUUCAAACUCUCUUUCGAAAGCCCUCCAUGAAGACAAAAUUGGAAGCACUAAACGUAGGACAAUAUCUGCUGCUGUAAUUACCAAAUUAGUAGAACUUGGAAAUCCUUAUAUAACUUGCACUACUAAUGUAGACAAUAUGGUGGCCGAAUCUAUGAAUGAGCCCAAUAGGACUCUCUAUCUUUGUAAUAGUACUAGGUAAGUAAUAAGAAGUUCGUAUUUCCAUAAAUAAAUAAAAAAGAUGUGCCACGUCAUCUCUUAAUGGCCCUCCUUUAUAUAUAGAUGAUAAGCAACGUUCCAAUUGUUUAAGGUAUCCUGUGUGCACCCUUAUCAUUCUUCUCUAGAAAAACCAAACAUGCAAAAUCUCAUAAACCCAUAUGAAACAAUGUUUUUAGUUCGAUUUGUCUCUUACAGACCCUUUAUACACAGAUUAAUCUUUCAAUCUCCACUCUGUUUUUCUCCUUCACGUCCAUUUUCAUCAUCUCAAAUACAAAAUUCUGAUGACAUCAACCUUGUCAACUACAAAGAUUGGUUAAGCCCAAACGAGGUCAUCAAAAUUUUCCAAAAUCUAAAUGACCCAAAUUCAGCUUUAAAUGUACUUAAUCAAAUCUCAAAACGAAAAGAUUACAAACCCAAUGAAGCCAUUUAUAGUGUAGUUGUCAAAAACCUAGCAAUGGCUAAGAAUUUUGAUGCAAUUGAGACACUUAUGGAGAAAAUCAAAUUUGAAAGAAAGUGUAGACUUUCUGAUGAGUUUUUCUAUAAUGUUAUUAAGAUUUAUGGGCAUGUAGCUGGUAGAAUUAAUAGAGCAAUCGAGACCCUUUUUGAUAUGCCUAAUUAUAAGUGCUGGCCGAGUGUGAGAACUUUCAAUUUUGUUCUGAAUUUGUUAGUGAAUACUAAACAAUUUGAUGUUGUUCAUAAGGUGUAUAUUCGUGCUUCUGAGUUGGGUGUUGAGAUUGAUGCUUGUUGUUUGAAUAUCAUCAUUAAAGGGUUGUGUCGUUGUGGGGAGCUCGAUGCUGCAUUCAAGGUGUUCGAUGAAUUUCCUAAACAAAAUUGUCAACCCAAUGUGAGGACUUUUUCGACUAUAAUGCACGCUUUAUGCGAGCGCGGUCGCAUUGAUGAGGCUUUGGGCUUGUUAGAGAGGAUGGAAAAGGAAGAUGUUGAACCAGAUGCUAUCGUGUUUAACACGCUGAUUUCGGGGCUCAGGAAGCAAGGAAGAGCUGACGAGGGGAUUGAGAUGUUUAAGAAAGUAAUGCUGAAAGGUUGUGAUCCGAAUCCAGGGACAUAUCAGGAGGUUUUGUAUGCUUUGCUUGAUGCUAAGAGAUAUUUAGAGGCUAAAGAUUUUAUGGCUGUUAUGAUUGAUAAGAGGGUGAAUCCAAGUUUUGAGUCUUAUAAGCUGAUAAUACAUAGCCUUUGUGAUGGGAAGCGUCUUGGCGAUUUAGACUGGGCGUUGAGGCAGAUGGUGAGACACGGAUUUGUGCCGAGGAUGGGUAUGUGGAGGCAGAUUCUUGGUUGCUUGUUUCCCGAUGGAGAUUGUUGUACUGCCUAUUCAUAUGAAGAAAUUCUUGCGGACUAAUCUACGAGGUUUAGAAAAUUAACUGAAUGGUAUUAAAAGUCCCAUUACGUGUUGUUAGAAGUAUCGCAUUGGUUGCAUGACGGGAAUUUAGUCUUCUGGUAUAGCUUUUGGAAAUCUUAUCUCAUGAGCUAGUUUUUGGGGUUGAAUUAGAAUUUAUUUCUUUUAUUUACAUGGUAUCAGACCCAUGCGCCAGUUGGCAGGGUCUGGGCGUGCCGCAUAGGGGGGGUGGGCGUGGUAUUAGAAGUCCCACAUUAGCUGUGAGAUAGGAAUUUGGUCUCCUAUGUUUGUUUUGGGCAACCCUUACCCCAUGAGAUAGUUUUUGGGAUUGAUAGAUCCUAUAUCCAUUUCUUAUCACUCCUACAGCUUCUGAGUUCAAAAUUUUCAUUCCAAGUGAAAGGACAAGAUGACGCACUACCACCAUGGUUGUCAGCACUACCACCAUAAUCACUAUCACCACCAUAAGCUGCCUUUGGAUAUGAAACUUUUCAAGGAUUUCCAUCUAUAUAUCCUCUUCCACCGGCUUUAGGGUUCCUUCAGCUUGGCAAUGCGAAACCACCUUCGACUGAAUAUGACGCAGGAGAGAUACCAGCGGAGCUAGGUAAUCUUAAGAAACUACGGUUGCUGGGAUUAAACAAGAAUGAGUUUACGGGUUCUAUCCCUACAAACAUUUUCAACAUAUCAGCACUGCAGAUCUUAGAUCUUUCUGUAAACAGGCUUUCAGGUCGUCUACCAUCCGAUUUUGGCCGUGGAAUUCCCAGCUUAGAAAAUUUUUCUUGCGGGUCGAAUAAUCUGAGUGGUUCUAUCUCUGCUUCAAUCUCAAAUUCUUCAAGACUCAGAACACUUUAUCUCUCGUUCAACAGUUUCACAGGUCCAGGAAUCGAAUAAUCUGAGUGGUUCUAUUUCUGCAUGCAUGAAUCCGUUAACUAAUUCAAUUCUUAUCUGAACAUCAUAAAAUUUAGAACCAUAAAUUGACUUCAUGAAUGAUUUACUAGUACUA